This is a messenger RNA of Ilex paraguariensis (yerba mate), 2005 nucleotides long. The record is from the annotation of a GenBank genome assembly. NCBI's taxonomy places the organism in Eukaryota, Viridiplantae, Streptophyta, Magnoliopsida, Aquifoliales, Aquifoliaceae.
CAAAGUCUUCCUUUUCUUCUGGGAGUGCAUAUUGUAUAACACCUUUCUCUCUCUCACUCACACACACACACAAACACCCCUACACACACAAAACCAAGUUAAGCAAAUAUUUUACCAACACCAAACAGCACAAACCAGAAACUUUUCAUGGCGUCUCUACAGCUAUCUCUCAAAAAUCAAAAACACACCCUGCAGGUUCCUUCUCAAAAAGUGUUACCAGUCUUGAAAAUCAUCAAACCCAGAAAUCUCCUUCCCUCAAACAAACCCUUUUCACCAAAACCAUCAAAAUCUUUAAUUAGAUGCUCAUCUCUCUCCAGUUCAACCCCAGACAAGAAAGAAUUAAAAAACCAAGAAUAUAUACAAGAUAGCAGACCUCUUCAUGAAAUAUGGAGAGAAAUCCAAGGCUAUGACAACUGGGAAACCCUACUAGACCCCAUGAACUCUCAUCUUCGUCAAGAAAUCAUCCGAUACGGCGAAUUCGCGCAGGCCUGUUACGAUUCCUUCGAUUUUGAUCCUCACUCCAAGUACUGUGGCACCUGCAAAUACCAAGGAGCCCAUUUCUUCGAAAAACUUGACAUGACAAACAGAAGGUACCACAUGAGCAGAUAUCUCUACGCAACUUCAAACAUUAAUCUCCCAAACUUCUUCCAAAAAUCGAAGAUGAGCAGUGUGUGGAGCCAGCAUGCAAAUUGGAUGGGCUACGUCGCCGUCGCCAUCGAUGACGACGAGAUCCAUCGGCUAGGACGUCGUGAUAUUGUCAUUGCAUGGCGAGGAACAGUGACGUACCUUGAAUGGAUUCAGGAUCUCAAAGACAUUUUACAUCCUGCUCAUUUUCGUGACGACCCUUCAAUAAAAAUUGAAUCUGGGUUCUUUGAUUUGUACACCGCUAAAGAAUUAAACUGCAAGUACUGCUCAUUUUCUGCUCGUGAACAAGUUCUAGCUGAAAUUAAGCGGCUUAUUGAGAGAUUCAGAGGUGAAGAACUGAGCAUUACAGUGACAGGACAUAGUCUCGGUGCAGCUUUGGCUAUAUUAACCGCUUAUGACCUUGCCGAGAUGAAAUUAAACGUUAUUGACAAUGGUGAAUCCAUUACUAAAAUUCCGAUCACAGUGUUUUCUUUUUCAGGGCCUAGGGUUGGUAAUCUGAGGUUCAAAGAACGGUGCGACGAGCUCGGAGUGAAGGUCCUAAGAGCGAUUAAUGUACAUGAUAAGGUACCAACAGUGCCUGGAAUUUUCGCAAAUGAGAAGUUUCAGUAUCAGAAGUAUAUUGAAGAAGUUAUAUCAUUUCCAUGGAGCUAUGCUCAUUUGGGUGUGGAGCUUCCACUGGAUCAUACCCAAUCUCCAUUUUUAAAACCCACCAUUGAUCUUGGUUGUGCUCAUAAUCUCGAGGCUCUUCUCCACCUAAUCGAUGGCUACCACGGCAAGGAUCGGAAGUUUUGUUUGGCAACCAACAGAGAUAUAGCGCUUGUGAACAAGAGUUGCGACUUCCUGAGGAAGGAGUAUGGUGUGCCACCGUAUUGGCGGCAAGACGAGAACAAGGGGAUGGUGAGGAGUGGUGAUGGGCGGUGGGUGUUGCCGGAGAGGCCGAGUAUGGAGGCUCAUCCACCGGACACGGCCCACCACUUUGAACAAGUGAUCAACUUGGCCAAGUCUUCAUGGGGUGCACUUUAAUUUGAUGUUUGCAGAUGGAAUGUUUAAACUUAAUGUGGCUUAAGGAUCCAAGAGAGAUCGACUGUCAACUUGUGGCUGCAAAGGCAAUGGGAGCUUACUCCGGUAACCAUUUUUGAACCUGCAUGAUGUUUUGGAAAACUUCUGCUCUUUGGGGGGUUUGUGAUAUGGAUGCAUUUUGCUGCUCAGGGAUAUGGAAGCAAUUUGGUGCUAUCAGAAGAUCUAUCAUCCACUUUUUGUUCCUUUGAUUGAAUUGUAAUUAGCAGUAUACUUUGUAUUUAUACAUGUACUUUAUUUUUUCAAACAAAUAACGUUGUGGAGUUUAUUUUUUUAAAUAAAU